Messenger RNA from Didymosphaeria variabile, 1707 nucleotides. RefSeq lists its product as uncharacterized. NCBI's taxonomy places the organism in Eukaryota, Fungi, Ascomycota, Dothideomycetes, Pleosporales, Didymosphaeriaceae. The record is from RefSeq and is a predicted model, not a curated record. Gene Ontology annotation, molecular function: carboxy-lyase activity; magnesium ion binding; thiamine pyrophosphate binding. Bases 1 to 1707 code for a protein of 568 amino acids. The transcript has a single exon.
AUGCCUACCACUGUCAAGCUCGCAGAAUAUUUGUUCCAGCGGUUGGUCCAGCUCGGAAUUGGUUCCGUCCACGGCGUGCCAGGCGACUUCAACCUCACACUCUUGGACUAUGUUGAGCCCGCAGGUCUGAACUGGGUUGGAAACGCAAACGAACUCAACGCCGGUUAUGCAGCGGACGCCUAUGCUCGCAUAAAAGGCAUCUCGGCUCUGAUCACCACCUUUGGAGUCGGAGAGCUCUCAGCGAUCAACGCCAUCGCCGGAGCAUAUGCUGAGCGCGCAGCCCUUGUGCACAUUGUUGGCACACCUCCUCGAGCUACGCAAGAUGGAAGAGCUUUGGUUCAUCACACGUUUGCCGACGGCAACUUCAUUCGGUUUGCUCAGAUGAGCACGCAUGUCACCAUUGCGCAGGCGAGCCUGAGAGAUCCGAGGACUGCUCCCGAGCAAAUCGAUCAGGUGCUCAUACAGUGUCUGUUACACUCAAGGCCGGUGUAUAUUGAGGUUCCGGUGGAUCUUGUGGGUGUGCCUGUACUUUCCGAACGGCUGCAGAAAAAGCUGGAGUUACCAGAAGCGGUGUGGGAUUCUGCACAAGACAAGGCAGUGGAAGCGGUGUUGGAGAAGGUUCAUGCUGCAAAACAGCCUAUUAUCCUAGUCGAUGGCGAGAUCCGUGCUAUGGGCGUUGUUUCCGAUGUCCAAAAUCUGACCAAGAAGACCGGAUGGCCAACCUGGACUACUGGGUUUGCAAAAGGGCUGCUUGAUGAGACAAAUACGAACUUCCAUGGGAUCUACCAGGGAAAGUGGGAGGAGGAAACCACGCGGGAUUUCUUCCAAAGCGCAGAUGUAGUGCUGUGCUUCGGUGCGCAUUUCAGCACAACGAACAGUUGGGGCGGUACCAGUUUACCGGACGUCCAGAAUACGAUCUUCUUUUCUGAUACGGAAAUUCGAAUCGGCACUAAGACAUUCAGAGAUGUACCAAGCAGACAAGCACUUCCAGCCUUACUACAGAAACUUGACACUGGGAAGAUCCAGCGGUACGAGCAUUAUCCAAAACUUCGAAAAGACCAGACUGUCUCAAUUCAAGACACGGAUAAGAAUGGUCCAAUCACACAAGAUAAGGCUUGGAAAGUGCUUGCUACCUUCGUGCGCGAAGGCGAUAUCGUGAUGGGGGAGACGGGAACACCUGGUUAUGGCGCACGAGAGAUGCGUCUUCCACCCAAUACGCGGCUCUUCACGCCUGUCACCUGGCUGUCCAUCGGUUACAUGCUUCCCGCGGCUCAAGGAGCAGCUCUAGCACAACGUGAACGCUCCGCAGGCAAAAAAGCAGGCCGAACGAUAUUACUCAUUGGCGACGGCUCCUUCCAAAUGACUGUUCAAGAACUCGGCACAAUCAUCAAGGAAAAUCUCAAUGUUGUCAUCUUUCUAAUCAACAAUGAUGGAUAUACGAUCGAGCGAUGCAUUCAUGGCGUAGAUGAAAAGUACAACGACGUAGCGAGGUGGCGGUACCUGGAGGCGCUGAGUUUCUUUGGGGCCGACAAAGGCGCGUACACCGCGAGCGCGAGGACCUUCGGUGAGCUCGGUGAGGUGUUGGCUGACGAGAAAUUAAGUGAUGGGGAAGGUGUGAGGAUGGUGGAAGUGUUUAUGGACAAGGAGGAUGCGCCCCAAGGGCCGUUGAAGGACAUGAUAGAGGCCCAAAAAGCCAAGAAAGCGUAA